CACAUUUGCCCUGAGUCACCUGUCCAGAGCAGGAGGUGAAGGCGGUGUUCAAUUCACAGCAUCCCAACCACCGGAGCCUGGCUUCUGACUCGGAGAGCAGCCUCUCUAUAUGAGAAAGGGGCGUCCACUGCUCAUUUUUCACUGGUUCGGACCCAGGCCUGGGCCACAGGCUGUCCUGGAAUAAAUGGUGCUGUGGCCCCUGCUGGGCAGCUGCAGAGAGAAGCCAGGGACGUGGCGGCCUGGGAGGCUGUGUGCAGGGAGGCAGGUGGGCGCCAGGGACACAUGAAGUGGCAGCCAAGCCCAAUCCUGCCACCACCCACCAACCGAGGCCCCGAGAUCAAGAAAGGAAGAAGGGCAGCUUUACUGCCUCUCUGAGGAUGGAGCCACACAGCCGUUCUGGAAAGAGCAGGAAAUCUGCAAAAUUCCGGUCCAUCUCUCGGUCCCUGAUCCUCUGUAAUGCUAAGACCAGUGACGAUGGCUCUAGUCCUGAUGAGAAAUAUCCUGAUCCCUUUGAGAUGUCCCUGGGCCGGGGCAAGGAGGGAAUUUUCCACUCCUCUGUGCAGCUGGCAGACACGUCAGAAGCUGGGCCCAGCAGCAUUCCUGAUCUAGCCUUGGCCUCUGAGGCUGCUAAUCUCCAAGCAGCUGGGAGCGAUCGAAGCAAGACCUGUAGGAGGAUAUUCUUCAUGAAGGAGUCUUCCACAACUUCCUCUCAAGAAAAGUCUGGAAAGCUAGAAGCGCAAAGUAAUAACUACCUGCUUCCCAAAGCCUGCCAUCAAAGGACACGCAGCAACUCAACCAGUGUUAAUCCCUACUGCACAGGAGAAAUAGAUUUCCCCAUGACCAAGAACUCUGCAACAACCACAGACAGGCAGCCUUAUUCUCUCUGCAGUAACAGGAAGUCACUCUCCCAACAACUGGAUUACCCAGCAGGAAAGGCUGCGGGCACUUCCAGACCGAUGCGGUCACUGAGCACAGCUCAGCUCUUGCAGCCCUCCGGGGCCCUCCAGGCUUCUGUCAUCUCCAACAUCGUGCUGAUGAAGGGCCAGGCCAAGGGCCUGGGCUUCAGCAUUGUCGGGGGAAAGGACAGCAUUUAUGGCCCCAUUGGAAUUUACGUCAAAACGAUCUUUGCAGGGGGAGCAGCAGCAGCCGAUGGAAGGCUCCAAGAAGGUGAUGAAAUUCUGGAACUCAAUGGUGAAUCAAUGGCUGGGCUAACACAUCAGGAUGCUCUGCAGAAAUUCAAGCAAGCCAAAAAGGGGCUCCUCACCCUCACAGUGCGCACGCGUCUGACGGCUCCCCACUCCCUGCCCAGCCACCUGUCUCCGCCACUGUGCCGCUCCCUGAGCUCCAGCACCUGUGCCACCAAGGACAGCAGGCCCUUCACCGCAGAAAGCCCCAUGGCUCCCGCCAACACUGCCAAGCCCAAUUACAGAAUCAUGGUGGAGGUGUCUCUGGAGAAAGAGGCUGGCGUUGGCCUGGGGAUCGGCCUGUGCAGUGUCCCCUGCUUCCAGUGCAUCUCGGGUAUCUUCGUUCACACUCUCUCUCCAGGGUCUGUGGCGCAUCUGGAUGGACGGCUCCGGUGUGGCGAUGAGAUUGUGGAGAUCAGUGAUUCCCCAGUGCACUGCAUGACGCUCAAUGAAGUCUACGAGAUUCUGAGUCACUGCAGUCCUGGCCCCAUCCCCAUCAUUGUUAGCCGACAUCCAGACCCACAGGUCUCUGAACAGCAACUCAAAGAAGCUGUGGCCCAGGCUGUGGAGAACAUCAAGUUUGGAAAGGAGAGGCAUCAGUGGAGCCUGGAAGGUGUCAAAAGGCUGGAGAGCAGUUGGCACGGGCGGCCGACCUUAGAGAAGGAGCGAGAGAAGAACUCAGCACCCCCACAGCGCAGGGCUCAGAAGGUCAUGGUCCGCUCCAGCAGUGACAGCAGCUACAUGUCUGGGUCCCCAGGGGGGAGUCCCUGCAGUGGUGGCGGUGAACAGCAGCCCCCUGACCUGGAAGUCAGCACCCACAGUGCCAGCCUGCACCUUGGGCAGGAGACCCAGGUGCUGCCCUCGGCAGCAUCCAGAUUGCCUCAGGGGAGCCCACCCCACCCUGGGAGCCAGGACAGCAACCCACCGCUGAGACUGAAGAAAUCCUUUGAAAUUUUGGUGAGAAAGCCCACAUCCUCCAAGCCCAAGCCUCCACCCAGAAAAUACUUUAAAAGUGACAGCGACCCCCAGAAGAGUUUGGAAGAGAGGGACAACUCCAUAUGCCCUUCUGGGCACACCUUGCCCACCUGUGGCCAGGAAGCAAGGGAGCUGUUGCUACCCCAGCCACGGCAGGAAGACGCAGCAGGGGGAUCCUCCUGCACCCUUGCCUGCUGCCCAGGACCCGGAGUUGCCCUGCAGACUACGGCCUCCACAGAGGGCGAGCCAGGCAGAAGAGUUAGUCCAGCACACCAAACAUCCCCAAUAAAACACCCACUGCUCAAGAGGCAGGCUCGGAUGGACUAUAGCCUUGACGCCACAGCCGAAGACCCUUGGAUUAGAAUUUCUGACUGCAUCAAAAACUUAUUUAGCCCCAUUAUGAGUGAGAGCCAUGGCCACAUGCUGCUACAGCCCAAUGUCCACUUGGGUGAAGAAGAUGGGACGCAGGGUCACCCAGAUGGGGCCCUGCCAAAGCUGGACACUGCCAAUGGUGCUCCCAAAGUUUACAAGACAGCAGACAACAGCACUGUGAAGAAAGGUCCUCCUGUGGCCCCCAAGCCUGCCUGGUUUCGCCAAAGCUUGAAAGGUUUGCGGAAUCGUGCUCCAGACCUCAAAAGGCUGCCCAGCGCAGCCUCGUCCACCCAGCCAACGCCUGCAGCCAGGGAGCACUCCGGGCCUCACCUGCGGGCCUCCUCCUCCAUCAAGCAGAGAAUCAGCUCUUUUGAAACCUUUGGCUCCUCUCAGCUUCCCGAUAGAGCAGCCCAGAGACUGAGCCUCCAGGCCCCCAUAGGAGAGGCAGCAAAACCUUCUGGAAAGCAAGAGGGAGGAUGGGUUUCUGGCCUCUUUAGGCAAGGGGCUCCAUCCACUAGUCAGCGUCAGCAGUCAGAGAAAGAGCAGCUGCCCCUGGCACCUCCCACGGCCUCAGAGGCCAGCGACCCCGGUGUGUCUGAGUCCCCUCCACCAGGGCUGCAGCCCACUCAGAAGACUCUCCCCACUGACCCAGACCCUCUCCUGAGGCUGCUGUCAGCACAGACUGAGGAUUCACAAGGCCCCGUUGUCAAGACCCUGGGCCAGCGGGCACGGAGCUUCCCUCUGACCAGGACCCAGUCCUGUGAGGUGAGGCCAUCAGAUGAAAAGACCAAUCGACUCUACUCCAUCAGCAGCCAAGUGUCGUCAGCUGUCAUGAAGUCUUUGCUUUGCCUUCCAUCUUCAGUCUCCUGUGGCCAGACCCCCUGCAGCCCCAAGGAAGGGGCACCUACAACGCCAUCGUCCAAUGAAGACCCAGCAGCAAAUAGUUCUGCUGAAACACCUGCCUCGGACACGGGGUUCUCGCUCAACCUUUCAGAGCUGAGAGAAUACACAGAGGGCCUGACGGAGCCCAAGGAAGCCGAUGACUGGAGCCACAGUUCCCCUCAGUCCGGCCAAUCUGUUAUCUCUCUGCUGAAUUCAGAGGAAUUGAAGAAGCUCAUAGAGGAAGUGAAGGUUCUGGAUGAAGCGAUGUUAAAGCAAUUGGACAGCAUCCAUGUCACCAUAUUGCACAAGGAGGAAGGGGCCGGCCUUGGGUUCAGCUUGGCAGGAGGUGUGGAUCUAGAAAACAAGGUGAUCACGGUUCACCGAGUGUUCCCAAACGGGUUGGCCGCCCAGGAAGGGACUAUUCAGAAGGGCAACGAGGUCCUGUCCAUCAACGGGAAGUCUCUCAAAGGGGCCACGCACACCGAUGCCCUGGCCAUCCUCCGCCAAGCUCGGGACCCACGGCAAGCUGUAAUUGUCACAAGGAAGCCAGCUUUGGAGGACACGCCUGACCUGAACUCCUCCACCGACUCUGCAGCCUCAAUCUCUGUAGCCAGUGAUGCUUCUGUAGACUCUACAGCGGAGGUCUGCACGGUGACCCUGGAGAAGACCUCUGCAGGGCUGGGCUUCAGCCUGGAAGGAGGAAAGGGCUCACUCCACGGAGACAAGCCUCUCACCAUUAACAGGAUAUUCAAAGGGACAGCCUCGGAGCAGAGUGAGACAGUCCAGCCAGGAGACGAGAUCCUACAACUGGCCAGUUCUGCCAUGCAAGGCAUCACGCGGCUUGAAGCCUGGAAUGUCAUCAAGGCAUUGCCUGAUGGACCUGUCACUAUUGUCAUUAGGAGGAAAAGCCUGCAGUCCAAGGGGACCACAGUCGCUGGAGACCCCUAGGCAGAGCACCAAAGCUGAUGCCCGAAGCCCAUAGCAUGCAGCUCCCCCUAACCUCUGAUUCUCAGGGUCUCUGUUACCUCCCACCCAGAUGGGGGAAAGCACAGAUGUGCUUCCUGG
Molecule: messenger RNA, 4478 nt
Organism: Trichechus manatus latirostris (Florida manatee)
Lineage: Eukaryota; Metazoa; Chordata; Mammalia; Sirenia; Trichechidae
Gene: IL16
Product: interleukin 16
Exons: 19
Coding region: 378-4361 (1327 amino acids)
Biological process (GO): induction of positive chemotaxis; leukocyte chemotaxis
Molecular function (GO): cytokine activity; CD4 receptor binding
Source: RefSeq, a predicted model, not a curated record